CAAAACUUAGCUUCCAAUUAUUUAUACCAAAUUAAGCUUUCCUUUUUCGUUCUUCCCCUCGAUCAUUUUUAUCAGUAACCUCAUCAUGGCUUCGACAAUCAAAAUUUUCGCAAUUUUUUCAAUUAUUUCCCUUUUUGCAUGCGUUACUAAUGCCCAACUCACGCCUUUUUUUUAUUCAACAACAUGCCGUAAUCUUCAAGGUAUAGUACGCAAUGCGAUGAGACAAGCUUUAUCCAGAGAACCACGUAUUGGGGCGUCUAUAGUUCGAUUGUUCUUUCACGAUUGUUUUGUAAAUGGUUGCGAUGCAUCUGUACUUCUAGAUGAUACGACUUCCUUUACCGGAGAAAAGAAUGCAUUCCCUAAUCAAAACUCCAUUAGAGGUUUCGACGUUAUUGAUACUAUAAAAACAAAUGUUGAAGCGGCUUGUAAUGGAACAGUUUCGUGCGCAGACAUCUUAGCACUUGCUGCUCAAGAAGGGGUGGCACUGUUAGGAGGCCCUUCCUGGCCAGUACCAUUAGGAAGAAAAGACGCAAGAACAGCAAGCCAAAGUGCAGCCAACACCAACCUCCCACCACCCUCGGCAAGCCUCAGUACCUUGAUCUCCUUAUUCGCCGCCCAAGGCCUAAAUGCUCGAGACAUGACCGCCCUAUCCGGGGCCCACACUAUCGGCCAGGCUCAAUGCUCCAGUUUCCGGUCCCACAUCUACAACGAUACCAAUAUAGCCCCCAACUUCGCCACCACCCGUAAAGCAACAUGUCCCGGCCCCGCCUCCGGUACCGGCGACAACAACCUAGCUCCCCUUGACAUCUUUUCGCCAAACCGUUUCGACAAUGCUUACUUCCAAAACCUCGUGACUAACCGUGGGCUUCUUCACUCUGAUCAAGAGUUGUUCAAUGGUGGAUCACAAGAUGGGUUGGUUAGGUUGUAUAGUAACAAUUUCCGGGCUUUUUUUAAUGAUUUUGCAAAUGCAAUGAUUAAAAUGGGGAAUAUAAGUCCACUUACUGGAUCAAAUGGAGAGAUUAGGAAAAAUUGUAGGAUUAUCAAUUAAUUAGAUCGAUCAUUUUGUAAUUGCCUAAUGCAUGGGGGUUCCAAAAGGGACCUAUAUUUGUAUACGUAGGAUGUUUAUGUUUACAAUUUGUAGCCUAAAGAUAUGUACUUAUACGUACGUGGUUGUAUGCAAUUAUACGUGCUCAUCAAAUGAGACACAUAAUAUUCCUAAUAAAUUGGAACUACUUAUGUGAAAAA
Messenger RNA from Spinacia oleracea (spinach), 1245 nucleotides. Its product is annotated as peroxidase P7. Gene Ontology annotation, biological process: hydrogen peroxide catabolic process; response to oxidative stress. Gene Ontology annotation, molecular function: heme binding; peroxidase activity. The coding region runs from base 86 to 1048 and encodes 320 amino acids. NCBI's taxonomy places the organism in Eukaryota, Viridiplantae, Streptophyta, Magnoliopsida, Caryophyllales, Amaranthaceae. The record is from RefSeq and is a predicted model, not a curated record. The transcript has 3 exons.